AUGCCGUCCAAUAAAACAGAACACAAGCGCAAGCGCUCCUCGGACAAUGGCCGUCCAAGCAAAAAGCCUGCGCUGCACCAGCUGCCCGCGCUGGCCGCCAGCGUUGUUGAAGAUAAGAGCGAGCUGGCACCGGUAAUUGCCGACACACCCGGUCUCCAAAGCUCGAAAUCCCUCCGCUGGAACCCAUAUAUCAAAAGCCGCGGCAAUGUCUCCAAGUCUGCGGCGUCAACUCGGAACCCGGGCAUCGUCUCUUCAGAGAUGCUGCUGCAAUCCUCAGACCACGCUAAGAUGGACUUUGUCGGCCGUGAAGGCACAGGAGACGACACCGACUCGCAAGUGAAGCACUACGUCGCAGUCAUCGACCCAGAGCGCAAGACAUGGAAGGUCGUGGAGGUACGACGAGCGACACUGCGAGGAGCAGUGAGAAGCCGCAAGUCCGAGGAAGACUCAGACGAAGAGAUGCCCUUACCAACACCUUCGGAACCAAACAAUCCCGCAAGGCCGUGCAAUCCAUGGCCGAGAACGCCCAACUCUCCAACGCCCCCGCCGGCGCCGUCCCACAAGCCGGCGCAGCCCCUCAUCUCCUCGCUGCCCGCAAACACAGCCUCCGGCCUCGCCAAGGCCCUCGCCAUGCAAGCCGAAGUGCAAGCCGCGAAGCCCCUCCCAACCCCUAACCUCGCCGUCUCGCACCCCUCCGACGUCUACACAAUCGAGACCCUCGUCCCCGGAAGCCACUCAACCCUCAGCCAACUAAACGGCGUAGACGAGUGGAAGACACAAGUGGAAGCCGGUCUGGGCGUGACAACCGUCUCCCGGUAUGUCUCGAACCGCGUCGCCGCAGUCGUCAACUCAGACAACACAACCCACCUCCAAGUCCUCCGCUUCAUCCAGCUGCUCAUCGAGUUCGGACGCUCGCUCAAAAAUGCAGGCGCGAAUGCCAAGGGUGGUGGCCCCGGCAGCAAGCGUCUCCCUCCCCGUGAAGACCUCCGUCGCAUCCUAUCAAACACCACCGGAUCCUCUGUCACAAAGCCCAAGCCUGGCGCUGCGGCAGAGUCUGCUUCCACGGAUCUGCUCCCGGAGUCUGUGAUCGAUGCUGUUCGUCGUCGUUUCGCGCCUAGCGGUGGCUACGUCUCCAAAAAUGACUUCACCCUCUUGCACACUACUAUCUGUGCGCUCUCGCUGCAUAUCCCGCCCCAGCCGGCACGCGACGGUGGUUCCAGCUCGCUUGGUGGUAAUGCGCCCAAUGAGCUUGCUACGGAUCCUUCUGAUCUGCGUGAUGAUCUGCGUCUUGACCCCAAUACUAUUCACCAGUACUUCCGCGAGCUUGGUUGUCGUAUUGAUAAGCCUCGUGAGACGGAGUUUGCUAAGUGGAAUAUUAAGGGUGGACGUGCGGAGGCGCAUGCGCGUCGUGUUGCUCGCUUGCGUGUUCCCGUUGAGUUCCCUAAGGUUAGCCGUGGUGGUCGCAAGUAG
Molecule: messenger RNA, 1470 nt
Organism: Penicillium crustosum
Lineage: Eukaryota; Fungi; Ascomycota; Eurotiomycetes; Eurotiales; Aspergillaceae
Product: DNA-directed RNA polymerase I subunit RPA49
Exons: 3
Coding region: 1-1470 (489 amino acids)
Biological process (GO): nucleolar large rRNA transcription by RNA polymerase I; transcription elongation by RNA polymerase I; RNA polymerase I preinitiation complex assembly
Cellular component (GO): RNA polymerase I complex
Molecular function (GO): DNA binding
Source: RefSeq, a predicted model, not a curated record